Dendronephthya gigantea is the source of this 3619-nucleotide messenger RNA. RefSeq lists its product as uncharacterized. The record is from RefSeq and is a predicted model, not a curated record. Lineage: Eukaryota; Metazoa; Cnidaria; Anthozoa; Malacalcyonacea; Nephtheidae. The transcript has 4 exons. Bases 44 to 3619 code for a protein of 1191 amino acids.
UACGAAAUCCGGCGAAACUAUUCUAUAUUAUGCCCAAGAAUGGAUGAAAACACAAGACGAAUAUGGACGAUCAUAUGGUGAUAUUGCAUCUAAGCUGCUUAAUGAAAUUUUGGGGGGUGAACAAGUAUUUCCUGCAUCGUGUGGUUACCACAGGAAGUGCUACCAGCUUUUCACAAAUAAGAAAAAUCUAAAAUCCUCAAAGAAGAGAAGUAGUCAGUUUGUCGAUGAAAGUAAUGAAAGUAUUCCCAGAAAGAAGACAAGACUAAGUCAAGAUACCACAAGCCAGAUUGUUAAAGGAACAGUGCCAUUAUUUGGAAAAAAAUGCAUUAUCUGCCAAAAGGAAAAAUACAAAAAAGAUAGUAGAACAGGGGCUUAUAAGCCAGAACCAUUGACCAAGUGCAUGUCCCCAAGUGCAGAAAAUGCUGUCAAAGUUGCUGCUCAGAAGAAACAGGAUGAGAAUGUGCUGCUUAUUGUUGAAGGGGAAGAUUUAAUAGCAAAGGAAGCCCAGUAUCACCAUUCCUGCUUUCGAACGUUCACAUAUAUUCCAGUAGAAUCCAAAAUAUCAACUGGAGAUGCUUAUUUGAAAUUCUGUAGUGAAAUCAUUCAAGAACGUAUUAUUGGUGGUGGUGAAAUAAUAAAGAUCUCGAAAUUGGCAGAAAUUUACAGCAGAUAUUUGCAGCCAGACACAGAUGCAUCUUAUUUGUCAAAUUGGAACUUGAAGCGGAAGUUGAAGAAAUCAUUCCCAUCUUUGGUUUAUAUCAAAGUCAAAGAAAUUGCAAACUGUGAGCUGGUUUGCAGUUGUGAACAAAAUACUAUGUUUGUUGCCCCUGAAUCGACAGAGGAAUCUAGUGACGAAGAUGAAGUACGUGCUAUGGGAAAUUUAGAACCCAACGACCAGCGACAAUUAUUCCUCUCGUCCCAAAUUGUGAAGAAAGCUAUUGAGAUGUCUCCACGAUUAAAUGUUCCAAACCCCCCGUUAGCUUCCGAUCUCACAGAAGAUGCUGCACAAAAAAUUGUGCCAAUUGAACUGUUCAAUUUCUUGGCUUGGAUAACUGGUGUAUGCUGUGAACCAGUUUCUGCUAGUGAAAAAAAAUUGGUAGAGCUUGACAACGACACCGAACGUCAAAAGAUUUUGUCCAUCUGUCAGGACAUUAUCUACCUUAAGUCCAAAGGAAGAAGAAUCGUACCGAAGCAUCUUAUUCUUGGCCUUACAAUUCGACAUCUUACGGGCAGUUCAAAGUUAAUUGACAUUGUAUCAGGACUGGGGCAUUGUAUAUCCCCAAAGGCAGUCAUUGAUUACGACUCAGAUCUUGCCAGAUACCGUGCACAGCAAAGCAGUGUUAUACCACGUGGUUUUAGUGGGUCAUUUACGACAUGUGUAUUUGACAACAAUGACAUAAACGAAGAAACACUGAGUGGAAAAGGAACAACACAUUGCACCACUGGUAUAGUUAUUCAACGGAUGUCCGAAGCUUCUGUACUAGAUGAUGAAAAUCGUCACGGAAUUUCCAAGUCAAGAGGGAAACGAGUAGAGGUGUCAAGUACAGAAAUAGAGCCAUUCGUCUUAAAGAAAAAGCUGAGUCUGUCUACAAGAUUUGAAGUUACUGACAUAGAUGAGAGUAGACCUGUUGGUUUUGAUAACAUUUGCUACGUUCUAGCAAAAUUUCGCUGUGAUGAAGAGGAAGAAACACCUUUACCGUCAUGGAGUGGAUUUUUUACACAGCUCACAACGCAGGUUCCUGAGAAAAGUCGUAUUGGCUAUCUUCCAAUUAUUGAUGGCAGUCCCACGGAUCUUGGCGUCGUCAACGCUGUCCUCUCCCAAAGCAUAGACAUAGCAGACAAACUGAACCAAAAUUCCAUGGUUGUUGUCAUGGAUGAAGCUGUUUAUGCUAAAGCACAGUGGAUCCGUUGGACCAAAGGCAUGUUUCAGAGUCGAAUAGUACUACGCCUUGGUGAAUUCCAUGUCAUUAUGAGCUUUCUCGGAGUGAUUGGCAAACGAUUUCAAGACGGUGGUUUACGCGAUAUUCUCAUUGAAAGCAAUAUCAUCGCAAAAGGAUCUGUCAACGGUGUAUUGUCAGGAAAACACUACAACCGUAGUAUCAGAUCAAUGAAAAUCAUCUAUGAGGCAAUAUACCGUCUCGUUAUCACUGCCUUUUUAGAUUCCAUGUCCGUUGAUGAGAGAAAUUGUUUGGAACAUGUAGUACACGAUAUGAAGGCAGCUUUUAGUAAUGGAACAUUUACUGAAUUUGUAAAGAGUGAUGAUGUCCAAAAUUUCGUGAGAAAGUUACAUGAAUUUACCAGUGAAAGAGGGGGGUCAAAUCCAACCUUUGGUUAUUGGUUAAGUUUCCUUGAAAUGGUAGAUAUACUACUGGAAUUCGUAAGGGCAACUAGAGUGGGUGAUUGGUCCUUGCAUCUCAGCUCGGUUCGACGCAUGUUACCCUGGAUAUUUGCGUACGACCGCGUUCACUAUUCUCGUUACCUACCAAUAUACUGGUUAGAAAUGCUAAACCUGCCAACCAGUAAUCCAGAUAUUCAUGAGCAAAUGGUUGCUGGAAAUUUUGCAACCCAACGCACGUCUCAGCCAUUCAGUCAGACUCCAAUGGAUCAAACUCUCGAGCAGACACUAAAUAAGAAUUCCAAAACUAAAGGCGGUGUUAUUGGAUUCUCAAUUAACAAAUCUGCUGUCCACCGAUGGAUUAAAAGUUUUUCUGAUAGAGCAGAGAUUCAAUCUGUAUGUGAGAGUAUGGCUGGUCGCGGUAAUUGUACACGUCAGAGAAAGGAAAUGGAUAUCACACGGAGGCUAAAGGAUGAGAAAGCUGUAAAGAGUGUGAUCAAUACCAUAGAAGCAAUGACAAACCCAGUUUCCAUCGAGGAUGACGAGUUGGUCAACAUUGUUUCUGGCGCAAUUGCAUCACCGGAGGUCAAACACGAUAUUGCACGAGCCAAAACUGCUGGAGAGGAACAAUGCGCUGAGUACAUAGAUCUACGUCUGAAGAAAAAGGAGCUGGAUGUUUUUAACACAAUCAAAGCACUCAAACUAAAAACGUUCUCAUUAACGAGUAAGACGGUUAAGGCAAAAUCGGAAAAGGCGGUGUUACAAACCACAGCGAGGGAUCUUGCUCGAGUUCUGAUAGUCGCGAAGUUUAAUAACUUGGACUUCAAGUACGUGCUUUCUUAUCCUUUGUGUCCAGUACCAUUGUCGCUUGCCAACUAUGACGGAACGUUAGCCAAGACUGACAAGUCUGCUAUUGGUCGUCACCUAGAGAGCAAUGUUGAAGACGUAAGCAAUUCGAAUCGUUCUACUGCGUGGAUAAUUGAUGCCAUGGCUCUAAUUCAACGUCUGAAGAACAUUCCCAACACAUUCGAUGCAUUAUCCGCGGAAGUACUGAAGAGUGUGAUAGCUACAGCUACUCGACAUCGUUGCACCAGGGUCGAUUUUGUUACUGACCAAUAUCCAGAUUCAAGUAUUAAGGGUGCUGAGAGAGAGAGGCGAAAGGGAAAGGAUGCUUCUGUUAUCCGUUUAAAUGUUGACCAUGGUUCAAAGAAGACCCCAAAGCAAUUCAAGAAAUUCCUCUCGGUGGGGAAAAACAAGGAAAGCUUAAUCAAUUUUUUUCUUUGA